Molecule: messenger RNA, 2254 nt
Organism: Papilio polytes (common Mormon)
Lineage: Eukaryota; Metazoa; Arthropoda; Insecta; Lepidoptera; Papilionidae
Gene: ppk23
Product: sodium channel protein Nach-like
Exons: 11
Coding region: 298-1950 (550 amino acids)
Biological process (GO): sodium ion transmembrane transport
Cellular component (GO): membrane
Molecular function (GO): ligand-gated sodium channel activity
Source: RefSeq, a predicted model, not a curated record
AAAAGUGAGAAAUUCUUGGAAGAAAUACAUAAAAACAUGUGAUUGUUGAGUGGCAUGCAUAUAUUUCCCGCUAUCGUGGAUUGUAGCGACCUACAUUUAUAGUAUAACACAAUGAAGGUAUAACCUAAAAUAAUGGGCUAUCGGUUGCUGAAUAAUUAUAUUUGAUUUCAAUGGUUGUCAUAAUAUAAUUAGAGCGCAACACGCAACAACUGGUCGAUAAAUCUGAUUGUAUCUUACAUCGCGUGGGUAAUACAAUUACAAGUAUAUUCCAUAGUUUAGUAUAGAGCAUGCAGAACGAUGACGAAGGUCUAUCCUCAAUAUCCACCGCGCUAUCUAAAGGGAACAAAGAAAAAGAAGCGUCAGAAUAAAAAACAAGAUGAUAUUGGAGUAUUAUCAUUGCUGGCGGCAAGCUUACGUCAUCAGACCACUGAAUUCUUUAACAACUCUACAUUACAUGGCGUGCGAUACAUCGCGGAGAAAGAACGACCCUUUUGUGAAAAAUUUAUGUGGUUCAGCUUCACGGCAAUAGGCGCCGUGGCCACGUGCAUAAUAAUCGUAAGUCUGUGGGAAAAGUUUCAAACAAAUCCAACAAUUACAGGUUUGGACACGGAUUUCCAUAAUUGGGAUGUACCAUUUCCCGCAGUUACAAUAUGUGACAAGAAUCCACUUGAUGAAGAAUUAUUACAAGCAUACAUUGAAAAAGUGUGGCCGGCUGGGGCGCCUGCCAACGCCACUGAGAUGCUGCAAUGGCUGGCGACUUUGAGCUACCGUUCUAUAGCAGAGAGUGCGUCGUUGUUUGUGACACAGCCUGACCUGGUCGGACACACCGUGGAAGACGCCCUGGCACCUGCAUUGGAUCCCAAGGACGCUGUAUUUAGUAUUGUUCAACGUUGCGAGGCUGCAUUUUACGAUUGCGAAUGGAAAGGAGACUCGGAGGAAUGCUGUGAUUUUCUCGUGCCAGUCUUCACAGAAAUGGGGUUUUGUUACGCUUACAAUUCAAGACACGCGGAGAAAUCUUGGCCUUGGCAAUCCCAGGCGCAAAACGAAUUGUUUACCGAAGCGUAUAUUCACGAGACGGAUUCGAAAUGGUCCUUCAUGUUUAAUUCAUUUCGCAACACAUCGAUAAUAGACAUCUACAUUCAUUCAACCGAGGAAAUGGCGGGAUUGGAACAAAGCGCACAACUCUCGUGGGAUCAUAGAGUAGAGAAAGUGUCGUUCUCAGUCAAACACACGUACACUACGGAGGACGCGCGGCAGCUCUCCAUUCGACAGAGACGUUGUAUCUUCGCGGACGAAGUCAAAUUAGAAACGUCAUCUAUAUACACGUACUCGGCCUGUAUGCGACAGUGUCGGAUGCAAAGAAGUCGUUCGUACUGUAAAUGUGUGCCGCAUUUUUAUCCGAAAACAAAGGGGUACCGGCAAUGUUCAGUGCGGGAACUGGAGUGCAUAGCUCGACACGCGGCCGCCAUCACCGACGUGAGCCGCUGCGCCUGCGAGCUUGGUUGCUCACACACAGUCUACGAGGUCGAAAAGCUCACCGAAAUUGACUCAAGUAAAGGUCCAGUGGCGUCCAACGCUCUGGAGGCAGAGUUUGUUUCGUGGCCAAUGGUGCGAUACAAACGCGAGGUGCUCUUCGGAUGGGUUGACUUGUUGGUGUCAUUCGGUGGCAUAGCCGGUCUGUUCCUGGGGUUCUCGCUGCUGUCUGGUGUGGAGUUGGUGUACUACUUCACACUGCGCGCCUGCUGCGCCGCCUGGCGGGACGGGCCCGCACUGCGCCAGGAGCGCGCCGAGCGUCUCGCACGACCCAAGCCGCCGUACAACCUCAGCCUCGUGCCAUGGUGGAAGAAACCGCCAGAGCCACAACACGCAGAGCCUCUUCAAGUGAAGGCAAAGAACGUGCAGCCGCCGCAAUACUCCCCGCCUCCACUCUACACACAAUACUUGCCCUGAUUAACCAAAUUAUACUGUAUACAAGGAAAUCAAUAAAACGAAAAUACACAUUUAAAUAGUUAAGUUUAUUAAAAUUUUUGGUCACAUCAAUCUAAAAAAAAGUCUCUCGGAGAUUUUAAACGAACUACAUUAGGAUGCUAAAAGAUUGGACAUAAAACAGUCAACAAGUUCCAAAAUAUUCGAGUGGUAAAUACGUACAAAUAACUAGGUUUCCAAAAAGCACAAUAAUGCAGUUCAUUGGAUAACAUUCGAAAGAACAAGUUCUUAACACUGUAGUGUGCGCAUCCUAUCAAUUUAAGAUCAA